UAAUGAGGUGGUAGCUUCACCGUUGGUCUACAGUGUGAGGGUCGCCAUGUCCUCCCUGGAGAAGAUCCCAAUGACUGUAGAGCAACGUAAGACACUUGUUGCUCUUAUAUCUCAAGAACAAGAGAGUAUACAAGAUAAAACACACGACGUAAAGAAAAUAAUAAGGAAACAAGAGGCAUGGGAAGAGUUGACAGCUAGAUUUAAUGCCAUAUAUCCAGUGGAAGUCCGUACAACAUCCCAGCUCAAACGGGCAUGGGAAUACAUUAAGAAAAGAGUGAAGCGAGAGCACAGUGCAUAUGUGAAGAAGUGGUCAACUGUGUGUGAAGGACCUCCACCAUCUCCUCCAAUGUAUGAUGAAUUAAUAAAUGCAGCAGCAAACAUAAUGAGAAAGGACCUGGAAUAUGCUGAAUAUCAGUGUAAUAGCUUUCCAUUACAGCUAACUCAACCUCAUAAAGAUAAUACAUCUAUGAUGGUGCAGAAUUCAGAUGCAGUUUGGGUUGAUGAAUCUUCAAACUCAUCUGUGUGUUCAUUCAAGGCUGCACAGCCUCCCACAGCUGCCUCCCCUGUUCUUCCUACAUACACUGUUAAUGAAGAAGCUGCCAUUCCAGAAAUUGUGAUGCAGGAAAGUUCGUCAUGUUUUCCAAUAAAUGAUAUGAAGAGAAAGUUGGUAGAAACAACCAAUUUGGAGAAUGACAUGCAGGAAAGUCCUUGUCAGGUAACUGCAAGGAGCUCCAAGAGGAAAAAGACAACUGAGGCAAUAUAUGAUGAAAGUAAUAUUCCAGAGACUGAAGAAGAGGAAGUAUCUUAUAAAAUGCCAACAGCUGAAACAAAGAAAAAAGUGGCAGAGGCAAGGGAGAAAUUCUACAAAAGAAUACAAGAGAGGCAAGAGAGAGAACAUGAGGAAAACAUGUGCUACAUUAGAGAAAAACGUGAGGCAUUACGAGAAAGGCGUGACGCAUUAAGAGAAGAGCGUGAUGCAUUGAGAGAAAAACGUGAAGCAGUUCAUGAAUGGUCUGCUUUAAUCCAAGAAAUAAAAGAAACUGUGCACAAAGUGUCUAUUGCAGCCGAAGCAACAGAAAAGGCAAUGCACAAAGUGUCCGCUGCAGCAGAAGUUAAACAAUGGGCAAUGCACAAAGUAUCUGCCGCAGCCGAGUUAACUGAACAAACUAUGCACAAAUUAUCUGGUACAAGUGAAAAUGCAUCAAAGGCAUUUACAGCAUUGCAUACAUUAUCACCAGGGACACUUGAAAAAUGAUUUAUCUUACAGUAUAGCAAAGCUGUACUGUACAGUACAGUACAGUAUUUGGUAAAAAUAAUAUAUGGUUGUAAUAUUUUCUAGGCAUUUGUAUUUGUUACCUUUGCCUGUAUGAGAUUCUUUUUUAAAAUGAUUUAUUCUUUUAAAUCUACAGUAAACCCUUGGUAACUAUGAAUAUAUGGAGCUCUAAUCAUUCCGAAUUGUCAAGGCACUUUCUUCCCGGACUUUCGUCCCACCCCAUUACCCAACUUUUUGGCCAAAAUAACCUACCAUAAUCAGAAAACUUGCAAAAAAAAAAUAAACACUUACCAGCACUGCAAGAAAAGGAUGAGGAUAACUCAAGCUUGUGGUGCCAUUUGGUAGAUGUCAGAGGUUUAUUGGGGAGCUCACUGCACUACAGUAAAACAGUACAAUUCUAUAUUGUUAGCAUUUAAGCACCAACGUUACCAGGGAAUGCCUGGGAGGUGUUCAUGGAACCAGUGUGAGACAGAGAAGGACACCUGAGUUAGCACCGAGAUGGGAUUUUUUUUUUUUACCUUUUCAUGCACACAUUCUUUCAUACAGAAUGUGUAAACAAAUAUUUUAAGGUAAAAAACAUAAAAGAUAUAAACAUUUCUUACAUGUGCUUUUGUUAUCACACUGAGCAGAGGAGGGGGAGUGGAGUGGGAUGGAUUCUCUCGUGCUGAAAUUGCGAGUUAUGUAAAAAUAAUAUUAAAUUGAAUAUUUUACUGCCAACACGAAUUAUAUCGAAUUACUAGUUAUCAAAUUCGGAGCUAUCAAGGGUUCACUGAAAAACUUAUUAAGUAUUACUUCUAGUUUUCAAUACUGUACUGCAUUUUUCAAAUUAUUUAUUUACUGUCAAAAUACCUAGGGCUAUUUAUUUUGUAAAUAUAAAUGUGUAAGUUGUUUUGAGAAUAAUAUUUAUACAGUAUUCAGUAAUUCUGCAUAAAACUUCACAUAUCAGUAUUUUUAAAAUACAAAUUUUCUCCAAAUGACAGCUGUAGUAAAAUUAACUUUUGUAGUAUUGUAAAUGUCUUCUUUAAUUUUCAGGUUGAUUCCUUAAAUACAGUAGCAAAUCAUAAAA
Homarus americanus (American lobster) is the source of this 2339-nucleotide messenger RNA. Its product is annotated as auxilin-related protein 1-like. The transcript is spliced from 3 exons. The record is from RefSeq and is a predicted model, not a curated record. NCBI's taxonomy places the organism in Eukaryota, Metazoa, Arthropoda, Malacostraca, Decapoda, Nephropidae. The coding region runs from base 47 to 1255 and encodes 402 amino acids.